This is a messenger RNA of Lactuca virosa, 1005 nucleotides long. NCBI's taxonomy places the organism in Eukaryota, Viridiplantae, Streptophyta, Magnoliopsida, Asterales, Asteraceae. The record is from the annotation of a GenBank genome assembly.
AUGGCAUCACCACCUUCGGCUGAAAUCAUUGACAAUGCGAUGUUUUGCAACACUGUACAUGCGUUAGCAUAUACUGACACCCACCAAAAAUGGCUAAUACGGAAACACUUAAUUUCUCUUCAUAAUGAAUUCUCUUCCUUGUCUCCUAGUGUUGCCAUGUUUACCCACAAUGAUGGAACAAUGGUGAACUUACUGAAAGCUGAAGGCUACCUACAUAUCUCUCAAUAUUUGCCUUCGAUCCAUGUAAGCAUUUGGAUUCAUGAGCACUACCCUCAUAAGCCACCUAUUGUUCAAGUAACAUCAAAUCCAACUUAUCCAAUUCGUCCUAAUCACCCUUUUGUGGAUCCAUCCGGAGUGACAACAUCAUCAUAUCUUCACACGUGGGGUCCUUUUGGGCACGACUUAUUAGGUCUUGCUUAUAGUUUGGUAAAAAUAUUCUCUUUAGAUCACCCUUUUUAUUUUGUCAGCGCUCCUACUUUAUCUCACCCUUCUUAUAUGUCAAAAACGGACUGCUUGGAUCAACUUUGGUGGAUGCUUCACUAUGACAUGAUGACAUUGAGGGAAAACACAAAUGAUGAAGUAGAAAAACUAACUAUUCUUCAAGCUGAUAUGAGUAUGCGUGUUGAUAUCACAACUAGCAUAAUCAUUGGAUUGGACCACGAAAGGGUUAAUCUAAAGCAAAGAGUCAAGGAAAUAACUGACGAAUCUGAUAUAUUGAUAAAUUGGUUGGCUGUGAAUAAAGUAAAUUUAAGUGUUGCUAUAGGAGGGAAAGUCGAGGAUGCAUUUGAAUGUAUAGAUACGUACUCACAUUUGGCCUUGGAAUUGUUGGCCGAAGACCAAGCUUUAGAAGAUUUGAUGUAUGCUCUUGAGAAGGCUCUUGAAAAGGGGGUUAUGAGAUAUGAACAUUACAUGAAACAAGUUCGGAGCUUAGCAAGGCACCAAUUCUUCUUUAGGGCCAAAAUAGAGAGGCUAAAGGAACCGAAAAUAUUCAAGUUGCUUGAUUGA